Asparagus officinalis (garden asparagus) is the source of this 1791-nucleotide messenger RNA. RefSeq names its product mRNA-capping enzyme-like. The transcript is spliced from 12 exons. NCBI's taxonomy places the organism in Eukaryota, Viridiplantae, Streptophyta, Magnoliopsida, Asparagales, Asparagaceae. The coding region runs from base 17 to 1477 and encodes 486 amino acids. The record is from RefSeq and is a predicted model, not a curated record. Gene Ontology annotation, biological process: 7-methylguanosine mRNA capping; dephosphorylation. Gene Ontology annotation, molecular function: mRNA 5'-triphosphate monophosphatase activity; ATP binding; protein tyrosine/serine/threonine phosphatase activity.
UUCCCCAUGUCAGGUUAUGCAGUUCCUCUCCCGUCAUAAGCACUCAAAGAAGUAUAUUCUUGUCCACUGUACACAUGGGCAUAAUCGUACGGGUUUCAUGAUUAUCAACUUCCUCAUGCGUUCACAGCCUAUGCAUGUAGCAGAGGCGGUAAACGUAUUUGCUCAGAAGCGGCCUCCAGGAAUCUACAAGCAAGAUUACAUUGAAGCACUGUACACAUUUUACCAUGAAAGUCCUGAAAAUUUGAUUUGUCCUCCCACUCCAGAAUGGAAGAGACCUUCAGAUCUUGAUUUGAAUGGUGAAGCUAUGCCAGAUGAGGAUGAUGAUGGAAAUACAGACGCUCACGCUCCUUUGCAUGAACAUGUGGAGAACACACUGAUAACAAAUGAUGAUGUCCUAGGAGAUCCAAUACCUUAUGACCAGCAAGAUGCUAUGCGCCAUAUUUGUUACCAGUUAUUUGAUUUGACUCCUACUGGGAGAGGAAAUGCACAAUUUCCGGGAUCACAUCCUGUUUCUCUCAACAGGGAGAAUCUGCAAUUACUUAGGCAACGCUAUUAUUAUGCUACAUGGAAAGCUGACGGGACCCGGUAUAUGAUGCUUAUUACCACCCAUGGCUGCUACCUAAUUGAUCGAAAUUUUACUUUCCGUAGAAUCCAGAUGCGAUUUCCUAUGAAGAAUAUUAAUGAGGGCUUCCAUAACUUGACAUUGCUUGACGGAGAAAUGGUUAUCGACAAAAUACCUUCUGGACUUAAGAGAAGAUAUCUGAUAUAUGAUUUGGUGGCACUUAGUUCUCGUUCUGUAGUAAAGCUGCCCUUUUCUGAAAGGUGGAAACUACUUGAGGAAGAAGUAAUUCGACCUAGAAAUCAUGAAAGGAAACAGUUUGAAAGCGAGGGUAAAUGCAACCCAAUAUAUAGAUAUGACAUGGAGCCAUUUGCAGUUAGGCAGAAGGGAUUUUGGUUACUAUCUACAGUUAAUAAGCUGCUAAAAGACUUUAUACCAAAUCUUUGUCACGAAGCUGAUGGCCUUAUUUUUCAGGGCUGGGAUGAUCCAUAUGUACCCCGUACCCAUGAAGGGCUUCUGAAAUGGAAAUAUCCUCAAAUGAACUCAGUUGAUUUCCUUUUUGAGGUGGGAAGUGAGAACCGACAAUUGCUUUUUUUUAAUGAGAGAGGAAAAAAGAAGCUUAUGGAUGGAGCUCAAAUUGUAUUUGGAGGUGAUGAGGACAUCUCUUCCCUCUCUGGCAAGAUCAUUGAGUGCUGCUGGGAUGCAGAUGCCGACAGCUGGGUGUGUAUGCGUGUUAGAGUGGAUAAAUCCACUCCAAAUGAUAUCAACACUUACAGAAAGGUUAUGCGCAGUAUCAAGGACAAUAUUACGGAGGAAGUAUUGCUCGCUGAGAUUGCAGAGAUAGUUCGCCUCCCAAUGUAUGCAGAUAGGAUAGCGGUAGCAGAAGCUCAGAGGCUUCACCAGCAUCGCCGUAGGUGAAAAAAAAAUGUUCUCAAGAUAGUGCCUGGAGUAAAUAGCUAGGGCCUUUACUGGCUACUACUUGUAUCUAGUAGUAUAGAUGUGUAAUUAUAGGAUCUGUUUUUGUAGAACUAUUGUUCGACUGGGUCUUAUAUUUUACAAGCAUAGUUCGAGUAGAAAGUAUUAUGAGCGUCUUCUUCUCUCUCAGAUAUAUGUUUUUUUAGGAAGACACGUAGAUUGGCAAGACUUUUAUGAGUGUAGAAAUGCAAGAUGGUGUAGUUAUCACGCGGUUGAUUGUGAUGAGGUGAUUAAAUAAAUAAAUGGCAUUUAGGUCU